This is a messenger RNA of Harmonia axyridis, 1741 nucleotides long. Its product is annotated as nitrilase and fragile histidine triad fusion protein NitFhit. The record is from RefSeq and is a predicted model, not a curated record. Gene Ontology annotation, molecular function: hydrolase activity, acting on carbon-nitrogen (but not peptide) bonds, in linear amides; bis(5'-adenosyl)-triphosphatase activity. Gene Ontology annotation, biological process: nucleobase-containing compound metabolic process. NCBI's taxonomy places the organism in Eukaryota, Metazoa, Arthropoda, Insecta, Coleoptera, Coccinellidae. The transcript has 7 exons. Bases 210 to 1706 code for a protein of 498 amino acids.
CUGUUUUUCAGAAAUCAAUUUUCUGAGGUCCGUUGAUGCAGAAAUUUGAAGAUUGAUUUUUUUUAAGCUUUUCCAAAAAAUAUACAAUAAGUGCAUGAAUAGAAAUAUAACUAAUAUUAGGAAUGUGUGCUGAGAAUAGUGAACGAAUUUUUUAAUCCUUAUUUGUUUUAUCCAAUUUUAUCUCACGAAUAGCAGCUAAGCUAACCUUAAUGUUAAUAUUUGACAGAUUUUCCUUUUAUCACAGCACAGAUAACAUUCAUUCUGUUGUCUGUAAUUUUUCACGUUUUGCAAGCCCACCUAUGAUUUUUUCACGAAAAAUCACUAGUACCAUUCAAAGCAAGAUUUUUCAAUUUAUUAAAUGCAACAUGUGCGAUAUUGCUGUAUGUCAGUUCACUGCUACAAAUAAUAAGGCGGAAAAUUUAAAAGCAGUAACAAGAUUAGUAUGUCAAGCUUCUUCGCAGGGAGCUAAGGUAGCCUUUUUACCAGAAGGAUGUGAUUAUAUAGCUGAAAACGCAGAUGAAAUCCGUAAUCUAGCAGAAACAUUAGAUGGUCCAACGGUAAAAGAAUACAAAAACCUAGCUUCAACUUUAAAGAUAUGGUUAUCAAUUGGCGGAAUACAUGAACUACAAUCUACAAAUGGAGAUAAAAUAAGCAAUUCCCACAUUUUGAUCAACAAUUGUGGGGAAAUAGUAUCAGUUUAUAGAAAACUGCAUUUAUUCGAUGUCCACAUUCCUGAAAAGAACCUAGAACUUACUGAGUCUAAAUACACUAGCAGAGGUGAAGAAAUAGUUCCUCCAGUCAACACACCAGCAGGACCUUUAGCAUUAUUCAGUUGUUACGAUCUGAGAUUUCCUGAAUUGAGUGUCCUUCAAAGGGAAAAUGGAGCUUCGAUUCUGAGUUACCCGUCUGCCUUCACUUAUACCACUGGAAAAGCUCAUUGGGAAAUUUUACUUCGAGCUAGAGCAAUCGAAAAUCAGUGCUUUGUUGUUGCGGCAGCUCAAUAUGGAAGACAUAAUGAGAAACGAAUAUCAUAUGGUAAUUCAUUGAUAGUAAAUCCAUGGGGAGAAAUUAUUGCACAAUGUCCAGCGUACGAUGAUAGUGAGGAAAGAAACGAAAGAAUAGCUAUGGCAGAAAUCGAUCCCUCAAUUGUUCAGAAAGUAAGGGAGGAAAUGCCAGUGUUUUCUCAUAGACGAAAGGAUGUUUAUCAGCUCAAAGCGAUGGAAAAGGGUCUGCCUAUCUUGAAAACAGAUCAAUUUAAGUUUUCCCACAUUGAUAUCCCAGAGCCUACAGUAUUUUACAAAACGAAGCUUUGUUAUGGAUUCACAAAUUUACGGUGUGUUGUUCCUGGGCAUGUUCUUGUGACUACGAGAAGAGUUAUUAGAAGACUUGCAGAUUGUGAACCAGAUGAAAUUUCCGAUCUGUUCCAAACUGUGGUAACGAUUCAGAAGCAACUAGAGAAGCAUUUUUCAGCCUCAUCUUCUACAAUUUGCUGUCAGGAUGGGAAAGAAGCGGGGCAGACUGUUUCUCAUGUCCAUGUCCACAUUUUACCGAGAAGAGCCAAUGAUUUCAAGAGAAACGAUGAUAUAUAUGAAAGGUUAGCUUCUCAUGAUAGGGACGAUAGUACAGUGAAGGAUAGAGAUCUUUCCGAAAUGACCGCAGAAGCCCAAGAGUUGAGAAAAUAUUUUUAUGAAAAUAGUAAAUUGUAAAAUCAUUAUAAUAAUAAAAUAUACAGGAAAACUGA